CGUCCUCGACGAACACAUCGCUUCCUCCCUGACAUAUACACGGCGUCAACGCUUUUGCCUUCUGCGCUCAUCAUCCCGAAACUUCAUCGCGCGUCGCAGCGAGGAGAGCACCCAGAACAUCCACCAGAUCGGCACUCAGAGAAUACCUGCGUUCCGUCGGGCUGCGGAGGGAUCGACCAAGCGCAUCUGGGGCAGGGGUAUCGCACCAAGCACCGUAUAGCAUACAAGGAGAAGGAGAUCACGAUGGGAGGAGACCACAAGUGCUCGGUCUGCCAGGCGACGUUUACGAGGCCGCAGCAUGUCGCGCGGCAUAUGCGUUCCCACACUGGGGACAGACCUUACAAAUGUCCGCAAUGCGGCGACCAGUUCGCACGAAGCGAUCUUUUGAGUCGCCACGUCAAUAAAUGUCACCCCGAACAUAAGGAAGGAGAUACAGGAGGAGGAAAUGCACAACAAGCGUCAUCUACCAGCCGACGCAAAGGGAUAUCAGCCAGCAGGGCGACCACCAGCAAGCAGGCCUGCGACCAGUGCGUCCAGAACAGCCUGCCCUGCGAUGGUUGCAACCCCUGCGCGAAGUGCGUGCAGCGCAAGUGCCGCUGUACCUUCGUCAAGUUCCACCGCCAGACAGCCCCGAGCGGACCCGGGCAUACGCACCCGCACACGACAGCGGGAUACGGCGUGAAGUCUGAUCCUUUGGGUCUGGGAAUCGGCGGUAUGUCUGCGGCGGCGCUGGGGUUGCCUAUUGGGAUGGGGUAUGAUGCGCUGGGUGGCUCCAGCGGCACUUCCUCUAUUUCGUCGUCGUUGGGCUCGACGAGCUCGAUGCCCGCCGACUAUAGCUUCAACCCCGUGUUCGAUUUGGACAUUGGAGGUCCUGCUGGCGGUGGUACGAAUUCCAAGUAUGGAGCCGUCGCCCAGAACGAGGACUUUGCGGCGAAGUACCGCCAACAGGCUGAGCUGUUGAGGCAGAUGGGCAACGGCAACCCUGGGACUAGCAGCAGCUACACUGGCGGUAGUCAGGUAGCGUCUGGAGGCGCUGGCAACUGGUGGCCGACGGCGUCGUCGACGAGUUUCCCUGGAACGUCAUCGGCUGCCUUGGCGGGCACGCCCGCCAGCUUACCAUCCGCCCGAUACGCCUUGUUGGACGAGUUGCCGCAGAGAGGCCGCUUCGAGGCCACGGUAGGUAAUCCCGUGCAACAACGCCGAGCGAGCAUCCCCGCGGAAUGGCCCGACCGCCACGCACAGCUCAUGGCCGACCGCCGCGCGCAACAGCCGCUGCACGGGCAGCAGGGCUCUCCGCAAUUCCCGCAACAGGGCAGCCCCUUCCAGGAUGCGCCGCACCCCUCCCAGCAGGGCUCGCCGUACCAGGCCGGUGGGCCGUUCUCGCACAGCCCGCCGUUCGCGCAGCCUGCGGGCUUCCCGCAGUACGCGCAGCCGGGGUCGCACCAGGGGUCGCCGUAUGUUGGGGAGGGCAGCUUUGGCAGUCAGCACUCGUCGCCGUAUCAGCCGCAGGGGGAGUGGGGGGCGCCGAUGGAGGGUAUGCGCCAGCCAAUGGCGUCGACAAUGCCCGGGCAGGCGCCGAUGCCGGGGCAGGGACAAGCGUCGAUGCCGGGGCAGUCGAUGGAGGGCAUCCGCGGGCAGCCGAUGGACGGGUUGCGGCAGCAGCAGUUGGUAGAACAGCAUAUGGCCGAUCAGCGCCAGCAGCAGCUGGUGGAGAACCGGCUGGCGGAGGUGCGCAAGAUUCCGGGCGUGAAUGGCUGGGAUGCGCAGAUGGGGAUGCAUCGUGGCGGGGAGGCGGGCUCGCACUCGUCCUCGCCAACGCCCUCAUCGUCGCUCUCGAGACACUCGUCGUUAUCGAGUCGGUCGUCUGUGUCCGUGUCGCGUCACCCGUCGACCUCGGACCGCCACGCUGUCGCCGCGGGCAGACACCCAAGCUACGGUUCCAACGAUGGGCGGCCGUACUCGUCAUCAGGCGCGUCCGACCAGCAGGAGGGCGGCUUCUCGUCCGCGUUUGGGCUGAUGAGCCUCGACGACCCUGCCGUCCUUGCAGGCCUGGCGACCGACGGCGCGGAGUUCUUCAGCGCGGAAGCGACGUCGGGCGCGCCGGGCACGGUGCCGCAGCAGAACGGGCGCCCGAGGGGCGUGGGCUUCAUGUCGGUCGACGACUUGACGCCGAUGCCGAGGACAGGCGGGUUGGGGCUGGGGAGUCCGAGCAAGUUGGGCCUGGCGAGUCCGUCUCGCGCAGAGGAGACGCAGGAGCUGAAGGACUUUUGGAAGGCAUACAUCCAGACGCCCGGCGGCUCGGGCGGCCGGUCUGCGGGCAUGAACGGCGGGUUUGAUCUGAAUAAUGUGGCGACGUCGCCGACGGGGUAUAGGAGGACGCGCGUGUCGAGCUUGCCGAGCGUGAAGACGCCGACGGCGGAGGGGGCGGGUGGAGUGGGGAAUGAUGCGAAGCAAAGGACGUUGCAUGGAGCGGCAGAGGAUUUGCGCUCGUAUGAAGCGGCGGUCCUGGCGAGGAAGGCGCCUGUGAACCUGAAUCUGGUACCACGGAUCAGGCGAGGCACGAACUCAAGCAAGGAGAAGGCGAGCCCGAAGGACAUGCACGGCGUCGCCUCAUCCGCCAACCAAUCGCCCUACUCCAGUGCGAGCCCAAGUCCGCAUACCGGCCAUGUCUCCUUCGCGCCGAUGCAUCAGGGGACGCAGCCAUUCCCGUCGCAAGGCGGCAGCGGCGGCGGCGAGAACAUGCUUCGCCCGAGCUUCAAGCGUCUCGCGUCGUCGACGCUCGAGCCCGAGUUGGUGAAGAAGCGGAACACGAUCGAGGAGGGCGAUGAUCCUUUCCUAAGGGAAGUCUCGUCAUCCAACGCGUCGCCGUACUCGAGCGUCGAGAACAGCCCUGCACCGGGGAGCGCGCCUUUCGCGGCUGCUCAGGCGGGCCUAAUGCAAGCUUGAACGAACCACGGUCCCACUUUCCCCAUGACUCCAUUUUUUCACCAUAUCCCUCUCACCAGCUACCCUACGACAUGCGUCUAUUUAUUUGCGCUGUGCGCCUCCUUUUCCCGGUGUGGUGUGAGCGCGCGAGUGGUGGAGAGAUAGAGCUGAUACGAAGCGAUUGAGGAGGAUCGCGAUGAUGUUGACGAGGAUGAGGUUGAGGUUGAGGUUGAGGACGAGAAUGUUGAAGAUGACGGAGAUGUCGAAUAACCGAGCUAGCAGUCAAACGAGAAUAAUGGCAGGCGCAGACAGACACCGGUAGGAGGAUCGCUUCGAAUCCGAAUCAACCGUGUAUCCAUACUAUAGUACAGUGCCGUUUACCGUAUGCGUCCGAUAAUAGUGCUAUAUACCUGCGAUGCUCUGUAAUGUAUUUUUUGUUGUAACAUGGACUAUUUUCGUGCAAGG
Molecule: messenger RNA, 3390 nt
Organism: Schizophyllum commune H4-8
Lineage: Eukaryota; Fungi; Basidiomycota; Agaricomycetes; Agaricales; Schizophyllaceae
Exons: 16
Coding region: 244-2946 (900 amino acids)
Biological process (GO): regulation of DNA-templated transcription
Molecular function (GO): DNA-binding transcription factor activity, RNA polymerase II-specific; zinc ion binding
Source: RefSeq, a predicted model, not a curated record